UGCUGCAUCUGGGCCAAGGGAAGGAAGGAUGGAGCAGGGGCUGGGGCUGAACCCCGCGGACAGGGGUGGGGGGGCACAACUGGGACUGGGUUCCAGCUCAGGGCCUGGCUCCCACUGCCUCUCCCCAGAGCGGCUUCAUGGCAGGGUCACUCGAGUCAUCCAGGCGGACUUCACCGGUGGCUUGGAGAUCUACGCGGCCAUUAGGACAGGACUGAGGGACCUGGAGAUUGGAGUCCUGGUGAACAACGUGGGCAUGUUAUAUGAAAACACCCUGGUGAGGCUGCUGGACCGUGAGAACGUCGCCAAAAGACUCUCUGACGUCAUCAACUGCAACAUCAUGUCUGUGGCCCAGAUGACGGCAAUUGUCCUGCCCCAGAUGGUCUCCAGGCGCAAAGGAAUCAUCGUUAACAUCUCCUCAUUCACUGACAAGAAGCCCUGUCCACUUUUAUCAGCCUACGCCGCUUCCAAGGCCUUUGUGCGAAACUUCUCGCAGGCAGUGGGCGCGGAGUACUGCUCCCAAGGAGUCAUCGUGCAGACGGUGAGCCCCUUCAUGAUCGAGUCAAGUAUGACCAAAGACAUAAAGUACCGGACACUGUUACUGAGUUCCGAAGACUUCGCUCGGCAGGCGCUGGACACCCUUGGCCUCACCUCCCAGACCGCCGGCUGCUUCAACCAAGCUGUGCUGAACGCCCUGCUGGCUCUCCUCCUGCCCGGUUGGUUUCGUCUCAGUCGCUGGGGACCGAAGUGUUUACUUCUGUUGAGCAAUGCUAUGGCGAAGGCAAAGCCCGCCCAUAAACGGCCUUGAAGAGGCGCGGCCACUCGCCUGCCACCCCCCCAUCCUGGGCCAGGGCUGUUGAUGUUAGCAAAGGUGUCCCACACGUGGGGAUGGAUGACAAUUAGGCCCACGGCACAGAACUGGACACCGGAACACCUGGAUAUUUGGAAACAACUGUGGCAUCUCUGACCUCUGACAGAAAGAUGGCAUUUUUAAUACGUGCACUGAGACAACUAGACAGCCAUGGGGAUAUACAGUAUGUGUGUGUGUGUGUGUGUGUGUGUGUGUGUGUGUGUGUGUAUACACACUUAUACAUAUAUACACUG
Messenger RNA from Myotis brandtii (Brandt's bat), 1101 nucleotides. Its product is annotated as very-long-chain 3-oxoacyl-CoA reductase-B-like. Bases 29 to 805 code for a protein of 258 amino acids. Gene Ontology annotation, cellular component: endoplasmic reticulum. Gene Ontology annotation, molecular function: oxidoreductase activity. The record is from RefSeq and is a predicted model, not a curated record. Lineage: Eukaryota; Metazoa; Chordata; Mammalia; Chiroptera; Vespertilionidae. The transcript is spliced from 8 exons.